Castor canadensis (American beaver) is the source of this 1713-nucleotide messenger RNA. Lineage: Eukaryota; Metazoa; Chordata; Mammalia; Rodentia; Castoridae. The record is from RefSeq and is a predicted model, not a curated record.
AUGGAAGGAAGCCCGUCCCUGAGGCGCAUGACGGUGAUGCGGGAGAAGGGCCGGCGACAGGCCGCCCGAGGUCCGGCCUUCAUGUUCAAUGACCGGGGCAUGAGCCUCACAGCAGAGGAGGAGCGCUUCCUGGACGCUGCCGAGUACGGCAACAUCCCCGUGGUGCGCAAGAUGCUGGAGGAGUCCAAGAAGCUCAACGUCAACUGCGUGGACUACAUGGGCCAGAACGCGCUGCAGCUGGCCGUGGGCAAUGAGCACCUGGAGGUGACCGAGCUCCUGCUCAAAAAGGAGAACCUGGCGCGCAUCGGCGACGCCCUGCUGCUGGCCAUCAGUAAGGGCUAAGUGCGCAUCGUGGAGGCCAUCCUCAACCACCCGGGCUUCGCGGCCAGCAAGCGCCUAACCCUGAGCCCCUGUGAGCAGGACCUGCAGGACGACGACUUCUACGGCUACGACGAGGACGGUACGCGCUUCUCGCCCUGCAUCACCCCAAUCAUCCUGGCUGCGCACUGCCAGAAGUACGAGGUGGUACACAUGCUGCUGCUGAAGGGCGCCAGGAUCGAGCGCCCGCACGACUAUUUCUGCAAAUGCGGGGACUGCACGGAGAAACAGAGACACGACUCCUUCAGCCACUCCCGCUCCAGGAUCAACGCCUACAAGGGGCUAGCCAGCCCUGCUUACCUGUCCUUGUCCAGCGAGGACCAGGUGCUCAACGCCCUGGAGCUCAGCAACGAACUGGCCAAACUGGCCAACAUAGAGAAGGAGUUCAAGAAUGACUACAGGAAGCUCUCCAUGCAAUGCAAAGGCUUUGUUGUGGGUGUACUCGAUCUGUGCCAGGACUCAGAGGAGGUGGAAGCCAUUCUGAAUGGAGAUCUAGAAUCCAUGGAGCCUCUGGAGGUGCACAGGCAUAAAGCUUCAUUGAGUCACAUCAAACUUGCUAUUAAGUAUGAAGUCAAAAAGUUUGUAGCUCACCCCAACUGCCAGCAGCAGCUUUUGACCAUCUGGUAUGAGAACCUCUCAGGACUGCAGGAACAGACUACAGCCAUCAAGUGUCUGGUUGUGCUGGUGGUGGUGGGUCUUCCAUUCCUCACCAUCGGCUACUGGAUUGCACCUUACUGGCUCCUGGGGAAAAUUCUGCAAAGCCCUUUUAUGAAGUUUGUGGCACACACUGCUUCUUUCAUCAUCUUCCUGGGCUUGCUUGUGUUCAAUGCCUCAGACAGGUUUGAAGGCAUCGCCACACUGCCAAAUAUCACUGUCAUUGACUACCCCAAACAGAUCUUCAGGGUGAAAACUACCCAGUUCACAUGGACUGAAAUGCUAAUUAUGGUCUGGGUUCUUGGUAAAGAUAAAUGGCUCCCUUCUGACCCUCAGAUCAUAUUUGAAGCCUUUAUGGCCAUCGCUGUUGUGCUCAGCUUCUCUCGGAUCACGUACAUCCUCCCUGCCAAUGAGAGCUUCAGCCCUUUGCAAGAUCUCUCUGGGAAGGACUGUGAAGACAAUUCAAGUUCAUGGUCUCUUUCAUAUAUGGUUUUCUGGCCUUUAUUGAUGGCCAAUGUUCAUACUUAUUCUUACUACCUUGGGGCCAAAAGUCAAUUCCUGCUUUACCACAUAAAAGAAAGUUUCAAGACUUUGUUUUCAUCAAUAUUUGGGUUGUCUGAAGUGACUUCCAUUGUGCUCAAAUAUGAUCACAAAUUCAUAGAGAACAUGAAUAUGGUUUAG